Messenger RNA from Malus domestica (apple), 1078 nucleotides. RefSeq names its product protein S40-4-like. Lineage: Eukaryota; Viridiplantae; Streptophyta; Magnoliopsida; Rosales; Rosaceae. The record is from RefSeq and is a predicted model, not a curated record.
CUCUCUCUCUCUCUCUCUUCUGGUUUGCUUUUUUCUAGAAGAACCUAGCUUUCAAUUUUUGGACGUUAUCAGAGCAACCCACCAAUUGCAGAUUGGAGUGGUAUGAUGAGCAAAAGCAGUGGUUUUGGUGGGGGAAGAAAUGGUGAAGAUUUUGAAGAAGGAGAGGGGGAAAACUCAAGUCUCAAGAUGCUGAGGAAUUCCAAAAAUAAUAGGUCCUCUACUUCUUCUUCUUCCUCUUCCUCCUCUGCAUCUGCAUGCCGCCUACCUACUGCUGCAAGAACGAUCCCAUGGGCCCAUAAUUAUCCUCCAGCUGACCAUGAAGUCCAAAAAUCAGCUCCUGUGGCAAUCCCUGAUUGGUCAAAAAUUUAUGGCAAGAGUGCCAAGAUUGGUUCUUCGGUUCAUGAUGAUGAUGAUGUGUAUGGUGUCAAUGGGGAUGGCGAUGGUGAUGGUGGUGUCAUUGGUGAUGUUGAUGAUGAUGGCAUGGUUCCUCCACAUGAAUGGGUUGCCAGAAAGCUUGCAAGAAGCCAGAUUUCAUCAUUUUCUGUGUGUGAAGGGAUUGGAAGAACACUCAAAGGAAGAGACCUCAGCAAAGUAAGGAAUGCUGUUUUGACUAAAACUGGUUUCCUAGAGUAAUUAUUUCAAGGAGAGCAACUUGGAACAAGUUCAUCGGCAGCGUGACGUUUCAAUCCAAUUAAUACAAUGUGACGUCACGAUUUUAGUAAACCAGUUUGAAGUCAUUUCUCAGGAGUUUUACCAUCAAAUCAUUGUUAUGUAGUCAACGGUUGUUUAUAUUUAUUUUGCUUUUGUUUAACUACUGUUAGCAAAUAUAGUAGGGGGAAGUGGAACUGGGUAGAGAAAGGUGCCCUCUUACGGUGUGUGAUAUUUUCCAGUAAAAAAAGGAAGGAAAAAGUUAGAAAUCAUUCGGCAGCCUCUGAGAUUUUGUAUGGUAGUCACUAUUUGUCAAGUAAACAAGGAAUUAUGCUGCUUAUUUUGGCAUUAAUUUGUAGUCGACCAAAAUGCGAUUGUUGAUUUUGGUAGAAAUUUGAAAACUGAUAAACGAUCCUCGUUGUUAAUUGAA